Messenger RNA from Peromyscus californicus insignis, 6770 nucleotides. It is a transcript of the gene Lrrc58, whose product is annotated as leucine rich repeat containing 58. The transcript has 4 exons. Lineage: Eukaryota; Metazoa; Chordata; Mammalia; Rodentia; Cricetidae. The record is from RefSeq and is a predicted model, not a curated record. Gene Ontology annotation, molecular function: protein binding. The coding region runs from base 94 to 1194 and encodes 366 amino acids.
UCCGACGCAGCGCUCGCUUGGAGCUUCCGGGGCGCGCCGCGGCGUCCGCUGGCGGAGGCGGCGGCGGCGGCGGCGGCCUGGGAUUCGGGCGGGAUGGAGGAGGCCGCCAUCGGAGAUGCCGAACUCAACUGGUCCCGCCUCAGCGUGUCGGCCGAGGCGCUGGAGUCGGAACUGGAGGCGCGCGCGGAGGAGCGGCGGGGCUCGCGGGAGGCGCUGCUGCGCCUGCUGCUGCCCUACAACCGGCUGACGUCGCUGCCGCGGGCGCUGGGCAGCGGCUUCCCGCACCUCCAGCUCCUGGACGUCAGCGGGAACGCGCUCACGGCGCUGGGGCCCGAGCUGCUGACGCUGAGCGGCCUGCGCACGCUGCUGGCCAGGAACAACCGGCUCGGCGGCCCGGGCUCGCUGCCCAAGGGCCUGGCCCAGUCGCCGCUCUGCCGCAGCCUCCAGGUGCUCAACCUCAGCGGCAACUGCUUCCAGGAGGUGCCCCCCUCGCUGCUGGAGCUGCGAGCGCUGCAGACCCUCAGCCUGGGCGGCAACCAGCUGCAGAGCAUCCCCGCCGAGAUCGAGAACUUGCAGAGUUUAGAAUGUUUAUACCUUGGAGGAAACUUCAUUAAAGAAAUCCCACCAGAAUUAGCAAAUCUACCUUCUCUGAAUUACUUGGUGUUAUGUGACAACAAAAUCCAAAGUGUGCCUCCUCAGCUUUCACAGUUGCAUUCACUUCGUUCCCUCAGCCUCCACAAUAACUUGCUGACAUAUCUGCCUCGAGAGAUCCUCAACCUCAUUCAUCUGGAAGAAUUGAGUUUGCGAGGAAAUCCAUUGGUUGUUCGCUUUGUUAGAGAUUUAACAUAUGACCCUCCAACUCUUCUGGAAUUAGCUGCAAGGACCAUUAAGAUCCGAAGUAUUUCUUACACUCCCUACGAUCUUCCUGGGAAUCUUCUUAGAUACUUGGGUUCAGCCAGCAAUUGCCCAAACCCAAAGUGUGGUGGUGUCUACUUUGACUGCUGCGUCAGACAGAUUAAGUUUGUGGACUUCUGUGGGAAGUACCGCCUCCCGCUGAUGCACUACUUGUGUUCUCCAGAAUGCUCUUCCCCCUGUAGCUCUGCGUCACACAGCUCCACAUCCCAGAGUGAGUCCGACUCAGAAGAUGAAGCCAGUGUUGCUGCACACAGGAUGCAGAAAGUUCUUCUGGGCUGAGCGGCAGUGGGUCUGGAGAGAUACUAAACACUACGCAAAGAUACUUAAAAAGAAAAUGGAGCUUGAAGUUGAUUGGAAACCUUAAUGUUUUCAUCUUGAAUGUCCGUGUAGGAGUUGCAGUGAUGUAAAAGGUUUUGCAUUCCAUCUAUCUGUUCAACAAGAUUGAGUCCAGUUCCACGUUUAGAUUCUUUGAGUGUAAUUUAUUCUGAAUGGCAGUUCACAAUUGAGUUCAGCUGGUUGGUCACAAUUUUCACUGAAGUCUUUGAUGAAACACUAGCAGAAUGGUACACCCUGAAGAGCAGUCAUCAUCAGCCUGGAGUGGUGGCACUUGGGGCAGUUGGGUUGACUAAGUAAGACUUGAUGACAGUUGUACUUCCAGAGUUGUCCUGGUUUGUGCUGAACACUCUGCCAUGAGUAGACUGGGCCUUCCCCUGUGUCACCCCUGACUUGAGCCUUUCUGACCAACUAACUGGUACAGUAAGGACUGUCACUUUCCAGUGGACUGUCUAAACUUUAGCUCUUGUUUGGUGUGAUUGUUACUAACCUUAUGCAGUCUAGCUGGGAUGUGUUACAGUGCCUUAAUCCUAGCAAGGAUGUGGAAGCUUAUUCUAGAAAUGACUUCAGAGCAGCCUACAGCCUGACACUAUGCAAACAAAACACUUGGAACUUGCUUUCUCAGACUAAACCCUAUAGAUUGUCCCUGAGUCCUGCAGGCCUGGGACUCGGGAUGUAGAAUGGGCUGGCCGGGAACUUCGAGAUCCACUUGCCUCCACCUCCUGGUGCCGGCAUUAAGGUAUUCGCAACCACCUCCUUCCAUGGCUUAUCUUAACUUCAUUUUGUUAACUGUAGUGAUCUUGUGUAAGUAAGGCUACAGUCAGGAUCCAUCUAUUCGCCAAAAGAUAGAAUCAUCGUUCUUGACAGAAAAAUCUAGACGACAAGUAAUCUGAGAAAAGCUGCUUUAUAAUAAUGGACUAAAUGAGGAAAAGUUGGACAUGGUUGUGCACACCUCCACACCAGCACUUGGGAGGUAGAGGCAGAAGGUCAGGAGUUCAAAGUUAGCCUAGGUGCCAUAGUGAAGUUGAGGCCAGCCUGGGCUAUAUACAUGAAAACUUGUCUCAUAGUGGGGGUGGGUUAGGGUGGGGUGGAUUUUAACUGUCAAAUGUGUCGCCUUUGCUUGUUGUAUACUAAACCAAAACUUUCUCCGCAUUUGAAAGACAAACUACAACUAGAUAGCAUGACCGUUGAAGGGAGUCAGAAGUAGAGCUCAUUAUGUUCAUCCACAAUAGACUAGUUCACAGAGUUGGGAUAACCAUUGAACAUGGAGGAAGAAGUAUUAAGAAAACAGAAAAGAAAACACUAAUAAAAGGUUGCAUCCUUAAGGUGUAGGAGAAUUGUAGUAACACAAAUUAUUGUCAUUGGAAAUUAACAAAUUUUACUAACUAGUUGAUUAUGCAAUAAAAGCUAAUAUUAAAACUAAAUUGACAUUAGAAAAUCUUUAACUCUCACUACUGAUGAUUAAGUAAGCAACCUGUAAUAGCGUGAAGGCUGGUUGGUAAGUGCUAAAGGUGGUUUCAGAUUGCAUUUGGGUGUCUGGUGAUCUCUUAAAGAGUGCUUUGUUAGAGGCCAACUGUGUGCUGAGAAUGUUCGCAUGUUAGGUUUCCUGUAUAUAUCAUUUUUAUUUUAGUAGAUUAUUUUAGUAAACUAUAUUAGUAGGUUAUAGGGUAAUUCAGGGUUUGUGUGUGUGUGUGUUACGUCAUGGAACACGAGAGUUUCAUGGCUGCAGUUGUGAAACGCUGCUAUAGGGAGUCCCCUUACCUUUCCCUCGGAAUAGUGUAGUAAGAUUAUUUUUUCUUUUUUGAUGUAGAAAUUUUCGUCCUGUGUUUUUAGAAGUGAUGUUUCUACUGCUAACAUAAUUGUAUAAUAGAAGUUACAAAGUUUAUAUUUUACCUAGUGAGCAACUGUAAGCUGUAGACUGCGAGAUUAGGAAAGGCACAGAUGCCUGGGCCGUACCCAAGUGUCAAACUGUAAAUGCUUUGUAAACUGUAAAUUAGAUAACUUUAGUUAAAUAACAUAGAAUGUUUUCAUGGAAAACAUUCAAAUUGAUGGGACCACAUUCUUCUGGUUUAAAUACUUGUAAUAAUCAUCUUGACCUAAGUAUUAGCUUGAGUAGCCCUUUAGGAAUUACUUGUUGUAAAUAGCCUUGUAAAUAGAGCAUCUAACCAUACAUAUCCUUUCCAGCCUUCUAGAAAGAAGGUAUACUGUUUCGUCUUUCAUAAAUGUAAAUAUUCCAGCCUGUGGCAUAUAGAUGUAUCCUAUGGUGUUCUUUCAACAAAGUGUUUAUUGUGGGUUUUUUAUGUGUAUAGUUAAACUCUGUGAACAGUAUACCAGAUCAGUGUGCAGGUGUCUUUUUGGCAGGGGUAGGGAUUAUAGGGAUAGCCCCCAGGGCCUUGUGCAUCCUGAGCAAGCUGCAGUCCAAGCAUAGCAUGUAUAGCUUUUAAUGAAAUCUUUUGUAGCUGUUUGACCCUUUUUGUUUUUCCCUUUUUACUCAUCUUUGGCCUUAUCCUUUACUGCCAGUGAUUGCUAAAAAUUUUUCUUCUUUCUUUUUCAUACUUUUCCUUUUUUAAAAAACCAAUUAUAGACAUUCACUUGGUGAGAUAGGAAUUGGCCAUCUAGAAAUAUGAUCAUCUUCUGAAGUCAGCAGAUUGUAUUUUAAGCGGUAGUCUGUCUCGCUAGUUAUAAGCUCCGUGUAUAUCCAGCUAAUGAACUCUUAGAGUUUCAGAAUCAGCAAGAACUAAUUUUCAUAAUACAGCUGUUUUGUUUUCUAAGACAGGGCCUGGCUGUGUAGCCUAGGCUAGCCUUGAACUCACUAUGUAGCCCAGUCUGGCCUGCUUGUAAUGCUCUUGCCUCAGCUUCCCAGCUGCUGGGAUCACAAGUGUAAACCAUGAUCCCAGCUCAGUAUUUUACAUGGAAAUGUGCCAAAGGUGCCUCUUGGCCUAAAAAUCUCCAUGUUAAAAUUUUGUUGCCAAUAUUAAAAAUAAACAUACAUUGUAAGUUGACUUCAAAUACGAGAUAUUUGGGGGUGAUACAAAUAAAAAUAAAAGGCAACCUCAAUAGUGCAACACGGUACUGCAGCCACUGCAGUUCUAACAGACACUGGAAAUACUGGGUUUAGAUGAAUACUCAAGAAGAGGCUCUUUGCUAGAAUGUAAAAUCUUGAAAAGCAGCAAAGGAUAGGAAAGAGAAGUCAUAGGUACCAGGGAAAUCCCUGAGCCAGUAAAGCCCUCUAGAGUAAUAAGGAAUUGUUUUAAAAUUGACUUGCAAAGUGGCCUUCUGCUGCCAUCGAAAAACCUUAUCACCAAGUUUAUUACUGUUAUUGUUAUUAUUCUAUCAGUCCCUGCUGCUGGAGGCUGUUCCAUUUGCUCCCAGUAAAGCAGAGCCAGCAAGCUGUAGGCUUGUUUUCAGCCUUGCUUUUCCCAGAGUUGGAAAGUAUUUCUUCAUUGGUCUGGUUUAUAAUACAGCAGGUAGCCUUGGUGAAUGUUUACCUUUUUGGGGUGUGUUGGGGGGGUUGUUUUUUGUUUUUUUUAGUGCAAAUCAAGUACUUAGUAGUGGCUAUUUACAUAAAAACCAUGUGAGUUUCCAUGUAAGUGCUUGUAGAUACAACUUUACUAGUAAAAGUAUAAAUGUAAAAUUAUUUAGCUGCAUUUAGUUUUGAAGUGCCUAAUUUUUACCUAAAUGACUUGCCUUUCAUCUAAAAGUAGAGAUUUUAUUAUAACUAUUGCUCUCCAUUUAGUCCAAAAUACUGAGUUUUUGAGUGAGACUAGGCAUGUAACCCCAGUGAAGGGUACUGUGUAGGCUUUAGGCAGUGUGACAUGUAGCACAUAGUUCUGUUCUGUUGCUUAGAAAAGUGUUUGGUUAGCCUUCACUGUCUGUAUAUUAAGCACUUAAUGUUAUAUAACAUUAGUUCAGUAGCAUGCAGUUUGAUAUUUUCAUCAUAGUGUGAUCUUUUUGGUAGUAUAGUGGGUAGCAAUAUCCUUUGUGGUCUGAAAGUAAGUGCCUUAAGUCUUCCAUUUAACCCAAACCAUGGGAAAGAACGUAUAUUAUAUGGUAAAUUGUCGGUGAUGGCUGUGUGAUCUUCUGCAUUGACUUGAAGAGAAAAACUGAUCCUGAGGGAUUCCUUUGCCCACAAUAGGGCCCACUGUGUGUGUAGGGCGUCUGGGGAGGAAAUCUUAAUCAUACUGUGCCAGGAGAUCAGAGCCCUCUGGAACCAAGGAUCAAGCACCACCACCACCACCCUGCCCCCAGUAGAAAGGUGUACCUUUUAUAUAGUAUUUUAUUUAAAUGUAUAUGCUCCCACAAAGGACAGCAGAAGUUCCACUGCUGUCAUAUUUAUAUCAUCUUAGGAAAAUAAUGUCACUGAGGUUUAGCAUGUUUUAUCACCAGUUUUCAUAUAGGCUGAAGUGGGGAUAGUUUAAUAUGUCAAAGUGCCACCAUUCUUACUACAUUUUUCUUGAUCGAUAUUUACUAAGGAUUGGAUUCAGAAGCAUUCCACUAACUCAAAGUUGAACACGUAGAAGGUGGUUUUGAUGGGUGCUGCUAGGCUUUUAUUUAGCAUCAGUCAGCCUCAGUCAUUGGUAUACUAUUCAGUCUCAUGUGUAUCAUGUAUGUAUAAAAUCUAGUAGCUUAGUGAAGGUUAUUAACAUGCAGAGAACUGUCUGCAUUCACUAGAACAUACUUUAUUCUUUUGACCAUGAAUACAUUGAAUAAAGUUGUAUUAUUCAAAACUUAAGCUGGGGAAAGAAACUAGGAGGAGGUUGGCAUUGCUGUUAUUGGAACCAUAACUAGUUUUUGUGUACAGGGAUGGUUGAGGCCCUGUUCUCACAGUUCACGUGCUCAGCACUGGUGUUCCUGAGAAACAGUGUUGACCCAGUAGUCACUUUCUCACAGUCAUAGCAGACUUAAUGUUGAGGUUUGUUGCAUUUUGAGCCCACUUGGUGUUUGUUAGAAACAGAACAUAAUGGGAAAGACUUUCUGCAUAACCAUCCUUAGCUUUUCAUAAAGUUGGGGGCUUCAAAUACCAACAAAAGAUGCUGAAAAGAUGUUACUUUGGUCAAAUUAUUAUGUAUAUUCUGACUUCUUUAAUUUUCAGUACCUAAAGUCUCGUGUAUUAGAAAUACAUGUAUAAGUAUAUACAUAAUUAAAAUGUAACUCAGAAAUAUGAAUUAAUAAUGGAGUUUGUUUUCUGGAAAAGAUAGUCCUGUUGUAUCAAAUUUAUGUUACCUUAUAAUGGCUAAUAUUCUAAAAAGAAUGUUUAAACUAUUUAAAUUCUUGUGCCUCCUCCUCCAAAGGACAUGAAAAAAUAUCUUAGAUUAACUUUAUAUACCUUCUUCAUGAAUUUUGCCUUAAACAUUGUGCCUCAUUUUAUUAAAUUGUGUUAUUAGACUCCAAUUCUGGUUUUUGUGACAGCAUUUUAUUCUAAACAAACAUUUAUUUUAAAGAAAACGUUAUAAUGCCUGUAUUUGGUGUAUCACUGCUUAUUUGUUCAUUGAAUUUAUUGAAUACACAACUCCAAAAAUUAA